GUUAGACACUCAGAGGGAAUCAGCUCUCCUUUUGAAGUUGCUCAUCUUCUGCUCUCCUCUACUCAAGAGUCAGCAACCCACCUCAGCCAAAAUGAAUGCAAUGAAGUCAUACUCCGUAUCUGGCUACAGCUCCUCCAGCAGGAGGUCAACGGCUCCAGUCUCCAGCUACAGCGUCAGAAGAACCAGCUAUGGUGUUGGAUCUGGAAUGGGUGGCUCAGCAGGCAGUGUCAGCUACGGAUUCAGUGCUGGUUCUGGUAUGGGUGGUGGCUUUGGUGCUGGCCAGGCUGGUGGUUUCAUCACAGCACCCAUCACAGCUGUCCAGGUCAACCAGAGCCUGCUGGCUCCUCUGAACCUGGCGAUUGACCCCACAAUCCAGACUAUCCGCACCCAGGAGAAGGAGCAGAUCAAGGGUCUCAACAACCGCUUCGCCUCCUUCAUCGACAAGGUUCGUUUCUUGGAGCAACAGAACAAGAUGCUGGAGACCAAAUGGAGCCUCCUGCAGGACCAGACCGUCACGCGCUCCAACAUCGAUGGCAUGUUUGAGGCUUACAUUGCUAACCUUCGCAGACAGCUCGAUGGGCUGGGCAACGAGAAAGUCAAACUGGAUAGUGAACUGAGGAACAUGCAGGGUCUGGUUGAAGACUUCAAGAGGAAGUACGAGGAUGAAAUCAACAAGCGCGCAGCUGCUGAGAAUGAGUUUGUUCUGCUGAAGAAGGUACAGCCACUGUACAUCAAAAUUGUUCACCUGAUUAUGAAGUUCUCCAAGUAAAAUAUUGUCAG
Molecule: messenger RNA, 780 nt
Organism: Cynoglossus semilaevis (tongue sole)
Lineage: Eukaryota; Metazoa; Chordata; Actinopteri; Pleuronectiformes; Cynoglossidae
Product: keratin, type II cytoskeletal 8-like
Exons: 3
Coding region: 92-769 (225 amino acids)
Biological process (GO): intermediate filament organization; keratinization
Cellular component (GO): keratin filament
Molecular function (GO): structural constituent of skin epidermis
Source: RefSeq, a predicted model, not a curated record